This is a messenger RNA of Oryzias latipes (Japanese medaka), 3844 nucleotides long. The record is from RefSeq and is a predicted model, not a curated record. Lineage: Eukaryota; Metazoa; Chordata; Actinopteri; Beloniformes; Adrianichthyidae.
GUUCUUGGUGCGUUUGACGAAUUUGACGAUGCCUGCCACUCUCCCAGGAAUCGCAGAAACGAGGCGAGGUUGGGUGCAUCCCAGACUCCAGCUACUGUGUGGUCUGUCCAUGAAGAGUCAUGGCGCCCCCCUGUGGAGGGGAGGGCAUUCUUGACCUCCCUUCCCCUCUCAGCGCAAAGUGACAUGCAUCCUUCAAAGUGUGCAGCAAGGCAGGAGCAAAGUGGAAGGGAGUGAGACGGAGAGAAAGGAUGGGGGAGGAGGAGGAGGAGAGUGACAUGCUGCAGGGUGGGGGGGCUCAGAGCACCAAGCUGUUGUAUUAAUCUGCAAAUUUUCUCAGAUGACGCAAGGACUGCGACUUUGCCUCCCGUCCCCUCUUCAUCUCCACAUCCCCACUCCCCGAGUUCCCUCCCGAUGCCUCACUCUUGUUGGAUGGGAGACAGCGACGCACAUCAGGCAGGAUGACAAACAAACCAGCCACCAACCAAUCCAACACCGCAAAGGAGAAGGAAGAAUCGCAGCGUGAUGACAACACAGAUGUAGCCUACAAAGAUGCAGGCCACUGCAGCCGCAGUACUCACAACCUCCUUCUGGGUCUCACUGUCCUCGGUGUCGUUAUGGGGGUGGUGUUUGGGAUGCUGCUGCGGUACAUGAUGGUGACAGACUUGUCCGCCCUCACUAUGGUUUCCUUUCCUGGAGAAGUCCUGAUGAGAAUGCUGAAGAUGCUCAUCCUGCCUCUGAUCAUCUCCAGCCUCAUCACAGGUCUCGCCGGUCUUGAUGCUCGUUCUAGUGGCAGGAUGGGAAGCAGAGCCAUGGUGUACUACAUGUCCACCACUGUAAUCGCUGCCGUUCUGGGGGUGAUCCUGGUGCUGGGAAUCCACCCGGGUAACCCCAAGCUGAGGGGAAGAACCGCAUCCACAGCAACAAAGAACCAGGAGGUCAGCAGCCUGGAUGCCUUCCUGGAUCUGAUUAGGAACCUGUUCCCCGAGAAUCUGGUGCAGGCCUGCAUCCAACAGGUUCAGACGGUGGUGAAAACAGUGCAGGUGGUUCCGUCAAACCAAUCUGAGGCCGUCUCAGUGGUUAAAAAAAAACUGGAAUACAAAUGGGGGAUGAAUGUCCUCGGCUUGAUUGGCUUCUUCAUCACCUUUGGCAUCUGCAUGGGCAGGAUGGGCGAGCGGGGCAAGAUCAUGUGUGACUUCUUCAACAUCUUGAAUGAAAUAAUCAUGACGAUGGUCUCCAUGAUCAUGUGGUACUCCCCUGUUGGCAUUUCCUCCCUGAUUGCAGGAAAGAUCGCAGCUAUUGGAGACUUGGAGACGGUAGCCAGGCAGCUGGGCAUGUACAUGGUGACCGUCAUCGUGGGUCUCGUGAUCCACGGCGGCUUGAUCCUCCCCGCCAUUUUCUUCGCCAUCACCAGAAAAAGCCCUUUUGCCUUCUACUCUGGAAUCUUCCAGGCAUGGAUCACAGCUCUGGGCACUGCGAGCAGCGCUGGGACAUUGCCGGUCACUUUUCGCUGUCUGGAGGAAAACCUGAAGAUUGAUAAGCGCGUGACCCGCUUCGUGCUGCCCAUAGGUGCCACCAUCAACAUGGACGGCACCGCUCUGUAUGAGGCUGUGGCGGCCAUCUUCAUCGCCCAGAUGAACGACAUAAACCUGGACAGUGGACAAAUUGUCACAGUCAGUAUGACUGCCACCCUGGCCAGUGUUGGAGCUGCCAGCAUUCCCAGCGCCGGACUGGUAACCAUGCUGCUGAUCCUGACGGCCGUCGGCCUGCCAACCCAGGACAUCAGCCUGCUGAUUGCUGUCGACUGGCUGCUGGACAGAAUGCGCACCUCCAUCAAUGUGGUGGGCGACUCUUUCGGUGCUGGGAUCGUGUAUCACUUAUCCAAAGGGGAGCUGGCUGAUCUGGAUGCAGCAGAGAUGCAAUUGCUCCAUCCGGAAGGGGAGCUGGAUUUCAUCCCUCCUCCUCCCAUUCUCACUGAGAUGGACCUGGUUGACCCUCUCAAACCGCCGGAGCUGCCGCCCCGCUCUCCGCGCCCCCAUAAACUAAACCACCACAGCCACAUUGCCUCCCAGUCCAUCCCUCAUUCGCCGUCUUGUUCUAUCCGAUCCCCGUCACCUCACUCCAUCCGUUCUCCCUCCCCGCGCUCCGUCUGCUCCCAUUCUCCUCGACCUCUCCGUACUCAUUCGCCCCGCCUGCUCCGCAGGACGGAGCAGGGCUACAGCCCCCUGCCCACCUAUGACAACCAGAUUUCCAUGCCGCCGCGCUCGCACCGAGAGCGGGAACGAGAGCGGCAACGUGAGCGGCAACGUGAGCGGGAGCAACUGAGGCGAGAAAGCGAAACCGAAGAGGACGAAGAGCGAGACCGGGUUCUGUGUGAGCUCAGCGACGGCGAGGAGAGUGACGAUACCGCUUACGAUCGACGACACACCAUCCCGCCGUGUGACCUGCCGUGAUUCGAUUUAAUCAGAAUUAGGCUUUUCCCGAAAUGUCUUGGUUUUAACCCCGAUUUUUCUCCUUUCUGGAUCUUUGUUUGGAUCCAGAAAAGGGAAUUUGACUGAAUAUCUAAACAAUAUUUAUAUUAUCUGAAUGCGGGAGAAUGAGUAAAUUAAUUCAGAAAACGAUUUCAGAGAAACUAUAAAUAAAGAAGUUUGUUUUGAUUUAAAAGAGCACUACUUUACCAAAGUAAAGUUCUGGUUUGCUGAAUCAAAUCUUCAUGAAACAAGUUCUUACAGGUUUGUUUAGAGUGAUUUUGUCCUGAUUUACAUCUGCAAUAAAAACUAACUGGUUUGAUGUUUCCUGUUACCUGAACGUUUUCAACUUCCUGGAUUGUUAUUAUCAAUAUAAACAUGUUAACGCCUCAGUGGUGUUGACUAGUUCUGUGUCCAUUUUCAGUGACAGUUUUUUGAUUUUUUUUUUUUUCAGAAGUCCGAUGCCAAGAAAUGAUUCCAAUUAAGAAAACACAAGGAGUGCAGAAAAAACAGUCUGACCGUCUAAUCAAAAUAUCAGCUGUAAAGAGAGUAGUUCGAUACCCGAAAACACUUUAAAAAUCGGGUAACACAGAAAGCUUUCUAGAGUUUCCUCUGGCCACUCUUCAGGUAAAUACACAGAAGUAUAGAAGUUAAAAUGUUCAGCUUUUUUCUCUAAAUUUAAGUUUUAAAUUGGGUUUUCCUGUCUUUUAGGAGUUAAAACGUUUCACUAAGUUUUAACUGGAUGCCGUUGGUCUGUUUAUAAUUGUACAUUUGAUUCAAAAGAAUCUUUUUUUUCUUCUUUUUUUGUAAAUGUUAAGUUUUGUAUGGAUAAAACUUAAAACAGCUGGGAUUUUGGUUUCAGUUGGUGGCUAGAAACCAAGCUGUUGUAGCACGCAGCUGGUUCCUUCAGUGGGACGUUCUCUCAAAGCUCUGAGGGAGAUGGAAAGGUUUCGUGGUUCUGAUUAGUAAUUUUCUACAGUUCUCCACCUUCCUGCGUCUUUUUCAUUCUCAUCCUUUGCUCUCUUCCUCUUUUCUCCUGCUGCAGUCACUGUUUCUGUUAAUAUUGUCAGAAAUCUAAAAGUUAUUUUUGUGUGUGUGUGUGUGUGUGUUUAUGGUAGGGUGUGUGCAAUCAUGCGUAUUACAAAAAUGCUGUUUAAAUUCUUAUGUUUGCAUAUGUUAGUUUUAUUUCUUGGACUUUCAUCUCUGCGAAUUACUUUCUUGAUCUCCUCUGCCUUUUUAUUUCAAACUAUGUCCCUCAAUAGAUGAGAUUUCCUUCAGAUUCAGCGGUUGGUGCAGGUGGUGUGUAUAUUGUAUGUAAUAAUAAUGAUAAUACUAAUAAUAUUGUAUGUAAUAAAAUCUAAGAGCUCUAUUUGAAGUUA